AUGGAAAAUCACCACGACUCCCUCGCCGACGGGCGGGACGUCGAGGGCCCAGCCUUGUGGACUGAAAUUCGCCACCGGCUGUCCCAGGAUUUCAUACUGAGGCACGAGGAGGCGCGGACGCGAGCCGCGGAGGCCAAGGCCGCCCUAAACGGGGAUCACUGGGAGUGGGACGACGACGGUGCAUAUGCCGUCAUCGAUCCGGCCUCCUUGAAGGCCAUGGUGGCCAUGGAGACGCCGGAGGUGGGCGAGACGAGGGAGCAGGGCUGCGCGGUGUGCCUCGAGGGUUUCGUGGCCGGUGGCAAGAAGCUGAGGAUGAUGCCCUGUUCCCACUCCUUCCACCAGAGAUGCAUCUUCGACUUGCUCCUCCGUAGCCGAUUCUGCCCGGUCUGCCGUUUCGAGAUGCCCCCCCGGUCGGCCGACGAGCCGGAGCCGGUGGCUGAGAAAGCCGCUACUACAUCUGAACAAGUUGGCAGCAACUGA
Molecule: messenger RNA, 480 nt
Organism: Triticum turgidum subsp. durum (durum wheat)
Lineage: Eukaryota; Viridiplantae; Streptophyta; Magnoliopsida; Poales; Poaceae
Source: the annotation of a GenBank genome assembly